This is a messenger RNA of Benincasa hispida (wax gourd), 1461 nucleotides long. Its product is annotated as PTI1-like tyrosine-protein kinase At3g15890. Gene Ontology annotation, molecular function: ATP binding; protein kinase activity. Gene Ontology annotation, biological process: protein phosphorylation. Lineage: Eukaryota; Viridiplantae; Streptophyta; Magnoliopsida; Cucurbitales; Cucurbitaceae. The record is from RefSeq and is a predicted model, not a curated record.
UUUUUAUAGGAGGAUGGAUGAUGAUUUGAGUGAAAAAGAAAUUAAAAAAAGAAAAAAAGAAAAAAAGAAAAAUUGGUGUUGUUAAAGGCAUAGAGUAUAAUAGUAAGCACCCAGGCAGCAUAUCCGACGAUAGAGGCCGGCCAAGGUCGGCUUUGAAUACAAUUACAAUUGGCAAAGUUUAAAACACAGAUACGUCGGUUUAAAAGAGGAAAGUUUUGUGUACCAAUCAGAUGCUGACCUGACGCAAAAACCGAAGCCAUGGGAUCAUCUUUCAGUUGCUGUGAUUCUGAGAAAGUAGACCAGCAAGGGUUGGGUGGAGGCAACAGUUCAUGGAGGAUGUAUACGUACAAGGAGUUGCAUGCGGCCACCAAUGGUUUCCAUGACGACAACAAGCUGGGAGAAGGAGGAUUUGGAAGUGUUUAUUGGGGAAAGACCAGCGAUGGCCUUCAGAUAGCGGUGAAGAAGUUGAAAGCGAUGAAUUAUAAGGCGGAAAUGGAGUUUGCAGUGGAAGUGGAAGUGCUGGCGAGGCUGAGGCACAAGAAUUUGUUAGGAUUGAGGGGUUACUGUGUGGGAACUGAUCAAAGGCUUAUUGUUUAUGAUUACAUGCCAAAUCUCAGCUUGUUGUCUCAUCUUCAUGGCCACUUUGCUUCUGAAGCUCUCUUGGAUUGGAAAAGAAGAAUCAAAAUUGCUCUUGGAUCUGCUGAAGGCAUUUUGUAUUUGCACCAAGAAGUAAGACCCCACAUAAUUCACAGAGAUAUAAAAGCAAGCAAUGUGCUACUAGACUCAGAUUUUGAGCCAUUGGUAGCCGAUUUUGGAUUUGCAAAACUAAUACCCGAGGGUGUCAGCCACAUGACAACUCGAGUCAAAGGGACCUUAGGUUAUCUGGCUCCUGAAUAUGCAAUGUGGGGCAAAGUAUCCGAGAGCUGUGACGUUUACAGCUAUGGUAUUCUUUUACUCGAGCUGAUGACAGGAAGGAAGCCAAUCGAAAGACUCCCUGGCGGAGCAAAGAGAACAAUAUCAGAAUGGGUUAACAUGACAAUAAACAAAGACAGAUUCAAAGACUUAGCUGAUAAGAAGCUGAAGGGACAGCUGAAUUGGAAAGAGUUCGAACAAGUAAUGCAUUUGGCAAUUAUGUGCGUGCAAACGGAGGCAGAGAAGCGGCCUACAAUAAAACAAGUGGUGGAAUGUUUGAAAGGGUUGAUGGCUGAUAAUGCUGGAAAUUGCAACAAAGUGCCCGUACUAAUGAGUAUUCCAAGUGUUAAACCAUAUGAAAUUAAUAAUAAUGAAGAUCAUCGCCAUCAGCUGGUUACCAAAGAAUUUCAUGGUGGAGAUGGAGAUGAUCAAGAGAGUUUUGAUUAUGGGGUUUUUAGUGCCAUUGAGGAGCAGAGGAUCAUAAGAGAUUAUCCUUACAAUAAUCAUAAACAACCUCCAAAUUUUCGGAGAAUGAAUGCUAAUCAAUAA